Nematostella vectensis (starlet sea anemone) is the source of this 2796-nucleotide messenger RNA. RefSeq names its product dnaJ homolog subfamily C member 21. Gene Ontology annotation, cellular component: cytoplasm. Gene Ontology annotation, molecular function: zinc ion binding; nucleic acid binding. The transcript has a single exon. NCBI's taxonomy places the organism in Eukaryota, Metazoa, Cnidaria, Anthozoa, Actiniaria, Edwardsiidae. The record is from RefSeq and is a predicted model, not a curated record. Bases 157 to 1875 code for a protein of 572 amino acids.
GGUGUUACGCUUGCCGCCAUUUUAAAAAUCUAUUUUAUUGACCACGAUUCCCGUAACUGUAAAAGAAUAUUUAGCUGUUUAUUGUUAUUAAUUUGAUAGUAUGUAAAGUCUUUCAUUUAGCCUACUUAAACUAAGUAAGUUUAGUGCUAUUCCAUCAUGAGGCGAUGCCAUUACGAAGUUCUCGGUGUGGAAAGGGAUGUCGACGACUCUGCUUUGAAGAAGACUUAUCGAAAACUUGCACUCAAAUGGCACCCAGACAAAAACUUGGACAACGCGGAAGAAAGCACAAGAGUUUUCAGAGAAAUCCAGCAAGCCUAUGAUGUUUUAUCGGACCCUCAAGAACGAGCUUUCUACGAUAAACACAGGGAGCAAAUACUUCGUGGUGGAGACGACUAUGUAGAUAACAGUUUAAAUCUCAUGAAAUAUUUCAGCUCCUCUGUGUACGCUGGCUUUGGUGAUGACGAUAAAGAAUUUUAUGGUAUUUAUUCAUGGGUUUUUAAGACUAUAACCGAGGAGGACGCAGAGUUUGUCGAUAAUAAGGAAGAGUUCUUAAAAGAAGUACCCGAGUUUGGUAAGAGUGAUUGUAUUUACGAAGAAGGGGUCGAACAGUUCUAUGCGUACUGGCAGAGUUAUUUUACUAAGAAGAGCUACGUUUGGCAUGAUAAAUACGACAUCCGCGAAGCCCCAAACAGACGAGUGCUUAGAUUGAUGGAAAAAGACAACAAAAAGCUACGAGACGCGGCAAAGAAAGAACGGAACGAGGAGGUUCGAGCACUGGUGAAAUUCGUGAAGAAGAGAGAUAAACGAGUUAAGGUAUACAUGGAGAGAUUGAAGGAGAAGGAAGAGGAGCGCAAGAGGCAGGUCGAGCAGCUCAAACUUGAGGCAAAGAAAGAGCGGGAGAAAAUGUUUCAGGAGUACCAAGAACAGGAAUGGGCCUCGCUAGCCGAUCUGGAGAGGGACUUGGACGAGAUGGAUAACCAUCUUGAUAGUGAGUUCGGUCGCGUCGAUGACGUCACCGGAAGCCAAUCAGAUGAGGAGGAUGUGGAACAGUUCUACUGUGUAGCAUGUGACAAGUCAUUUAAAUCCACCAAGGCACUGGCUAACCACGAGAAAUCGCGAAAACACAAAGAGAACGUAGCGCUGAUCAAGGAGGAGCUCGCGAAGAUGGACCUUGGAGACGAAGACACAACUGGCGAUGUUGAAGAAGUCAUAUCCAAUGCUGAUGACGCACAAUAUGUGGAACAGAGCUACUUUAAGGACAGGCAAAAUAGCAUCGAUAAACGAGACCCUCAGGGGAACCCGGACAAGUCAGACCAAGACAAUGAUUUUGUGAGUGUCGGGGAGCUUGAACUUCAGGACUCUUUGGAUUUGAACGAGUUGAGAAUAAAGACGACGAAAAAGUACAAAGUUAAAGAGAAGCAGAGACGGAAGCUCUCUGGUCUGACAGAGUUGGACGAAAGCGCGCUUAAUGAUAGUGGAGACAGCAUAGAAGGGGGCCGUAGCCGUAGCAAUAGCAGGUUAUGCAGGCAAGACAGCAUAGAAGACGUAGUUAAUGACAAGGAUAAAGGCAAGGAUACAAUGAAGGGUAAUGCGGAAAACGAGGACGGAUUCGUGGAGGUUACUGCCGAGGACUUGGUAGCGGGUGAAUCUGCUGACGCGAAUGGCUUGCAAGACGGUCUUGUUACGAUGGAGUCAAAACAAAACGAAGACGAUAAGCCCCUGGGACGGGAUCACGUUUGUAAUGUGUGCCAUGCCGGCUUUGGCACUAGAAACAAGCUCUUCCAGCACAUUAAAGAACAAGGCCACGCACUCAGAGCCGACAGCGAAGAUACCAAUAAAAAGGGCAAGAAAAAGAAAGGAAAAAAGAAGCGAUAACAAAACAGCGAUACCGGAAUUUUCCAUGAGAGCAAAUAUUUAAUAAAGCAGGUUGAUAUAAAGAUUGAUUACGUAUUAGCGCUUAAAGUUGCUGAAAGAGAUGGAAACACACAAAGAGGGCAUGAAGGAAAUCCACGAGAUGAAUUGAAGCCUAAUCCUAAGCUGACCAAGAAAGAGGUCUCGUUCCCCUUACUCAUGUGCGUCUUGAAAGCAAUAGCGCAAAUAGCAUAAUUGUAUGAAGGAUUAACAAUCGUCAAAGAGCAAUGUCGUAAGGAAUGCGAAAAUUUUAUCAAAAGUGCUGUGUUUCGUAAAAUACUUUCAUUAUUGAUUAUCUACUUAUCAGACUCGUGAUUUUUAUUACCUCAACAGUGCAAAUCUGACCCACUCUGCGUAGGAAGGGGUUUGGAUAUGUGAAUUGUUAAUGUGUUUUGUUAUGAGUGCUAAUUAUUUUCCUUGAUUACACUUGACUAAUCACAGCAACAUUUACUCGCUAUCGCGAUUGUUUAAUUGUCUUAAACGAAAUUCAAACGUUUGCUACUUGAUAUCUGCGAAAUGUUAGUACCCCGGCAAUACCAAGCUUGUCUUGGUGCUUACCUCAGUCGUGUAUUAAAAUAAUAUUUUGCUAAAUUGCUCUCUACUUACAGAUCCCUUCAAGUAUUUGCAAGUUUUUUUUCCUUGCUAGGGCUAGCUCAGUGACACACAAAGAAAAAAAAAGGUAUUUGUUAGCAGAAAACAAUAAUAAUGGGUCUCACAGUUUUUGAGAUAUUGAGAAUUUAAUAAGGGCUUUUUUACUAUUAUCAAAAAAUAUUCUGAUAAAAUCUUGAAUUAUAUAAAAUUGCCGUUUUUCGCUCAUAGUUUUCUAACCGGAUUUGUUGUAUCUUUUUUACAAGAUGGUCUAAUAAAUCCCUAAUAUAUUUAUGA